This is a messenger RNA of Microdochium trichocladiopsis, 1929 nucleotides long. RefSeq lists its product as uncharacterized. The transcript has 3 exons. Bases 1 to 1929 code for a protein of 642 amino acids. Lineage: Eukaryota; Fungi; Ascomycota; Sordariomycetes; Xylariales; Microdochiaceae. The record is from RefSeq and is a predicted model, not a curated record.
AUGACCUUUUCUCAAGGAGGCUUCCAGCCCGACCCCAGAUUCCCCGCCCCUCACCCCAAGCGUAUAGUCGUCUGCUGCGACGGCACCUGGCAGUCCUCGGUCAGCGGCAUCAAGUCGGUGCCCUCCAACAUAACCCGUAUCGCCCGGUCCAUUGCCCGCACGGGGCUCGACACCGACCAUGCGCAGAACAACAAGGUGUGGGACCAGGUCGUGUACUACGACGCCGGCCUGGGCACGGGCGUCUUCAGCAUCGCCGAGAAGAUCAAGCAGGGCGACCUCGGCAUGGGCUUUGUCGGCAACGUCAUCGAGGCCUACAACUUCAUCGCCCUCAACUACUCCCCCGGCGACCAGAUCUUCUGCUUCGGCUUCAGCCGCGGCGCCUACACGGCCCGCGCGGUCGCGGGGCUCGUCACCGACAUUGGCGUCCUAAGCCCCCGCGACAUGCAGGACUUCCCGGAGCUCUUUGCGCUGUACCAGGCCAACACGGACAGCCAUGGGUUUCGCAAGAGCAAGGAGUACCGCGAGUGGGUCACCGGCGUGCUCGCGGACGAGCAGCCGCCUCGGGCCCCUCCGGGGGCAUACCAGGAGCCUCCCCGGUACAAGACGCCGCCGCAUCGCCAGGCGCCCGAGGCCUCGCGCGUCGUCGAGGUCGUGGGCGUCUUCGACACGGUGGGCAGCCUGGGUGUGCCGGACACGCAGAGCGACGUGCUCGACUUUGGGCUCCAGGGCAUCAGCAAGCUGUUUGGUGUGCCAAAGGUUGGAUUCCACAAUGUCUCGUUGAGUCCUUACAUCAAGCAUGCGUUCCAGGCUCUUGCCCUCGACGAGCACAGAGGGCCCUUCACGCCCACGCUAUGGCAUGUCCCUCCGGCUCCCGCCAAGGACUCUGACGAGCCACCUCGGUCGAAAAAGACCCUCGACCAGCUGCGCGAAGAGAGCCGUGCUGCUCUUGCCAGCGGCAACGAAGACGACAUCGACCGCACCUGGGAGGCCAUGAUUGACUACGAGAUGGAGAUGCAUCUCGAGGAGCUCGACUCGGAUCUGCUCCAGGUCUGGUUCCCGGGCGUGCACGUCAACAUUGGCGGCGGCAGCACCGACAUGUUGAAGGACAAGAAGGGCGACUUUGAGCAGCUCUCCACGAUAACCCUGGCAUGGAUGAUCGAACAGGCCUCGCCCUACUUGCAGUUCAACCCCAACCUCGCCCAGACCAUCGUCGAGGACCGGAUGACCCUGAUUACCCCGAUCCUCAAGACCCUCGCACACACGCGCGCCGAGGAAGCCGCCGCGCAUGAGUCCCACUGGGCCAUCACCAAGGCCUUUGAGUACAUCGCCUCGUCGACGCAUCUGUACAAGCCCUCACACUCCCACUCCGCCACAGAGCACGCCGACAUGCAGGCGCAGGCCGCCACGCUCGCGGCGGCGGCCUACCGCGCGAGCAACGGCUGGGCUACGGGUCCCAUCGUCGACAGCUUCACCGGCGUUAUGAAGAUUGCGGGAUCCGUGACCCGCACGCCAGGCCGGUACAACAAGAAGGAUUCCGCGGGCAAUGAUAUCGGGGUCACCAACGAGCAGAUCCACCCUUCCGUCAAGUACCGCUUUGACAAGAGGGACGAGUGGAGCCCCGCGCUGAAAGGGUUCCAGAGGAGAGAGACCACUGUGCAAGUGCCUGGGGGCGCCGACGGGCAGACGAGGACGGAGAAGAGGUUUGAGUGGUACAAUGCGGACGGCGUGAGGAUCCCAGAGUAUGUGAUCAAGGCCGAGGACGUAUUCACCAGGUACGUGGCGAACUUGGAUGAUACCACAGAUGAGAAGAAGCAGCAAGGAGUUCCGGGGAGCGUUAUUGCUGCGCCUGGCGACGGCGCUGCUUCCAGGUUCUUGGGCGGGAUUGAUCGUGUGCUUGGUUUGAAGACACGGGAGAGUGAACUUGUUUGA